CCACCUCCCACUCCUGCAGUAGUUGGUGUUGAAGCAAACUCACCACCACUGCCAUAUCUUCGCGAGUCUCCCUCAGCAACGAGCUGAAAAAGGAGAUGCCCUGAGGAAAAUGAGACCCCACGACGCCACAAAAAAACAGAAAACAUCUCUUCAAAAUAUUCAAAAUAGGGACAGGGUUUUUUAAAAGACCGUAAUGACCGGCUGCGUCCAAGAUUCCAGAUUUCGUGACCCGUGGCCCGACUGCAGCAGAGUGUACGAAGCAAACUAAACCUGAUCCAGUCGAUUUGUUCCCGUUGACGUACCCUCCUACUCUGAGGGAGCUCACUGUUGAGACGUCAAACACCUAUUCAAUGCAAACUGAAGGGAAGACACUUGAUCUGAACGUGGAUGACUUGCUGACUUUCUACAGGGUUCUUCUCACAUCUGGCUACAGUUCUGUGCCGCGGCGACACAUGUUUUGGUCAGCAGACCCUGAUGUCUGCAACGAAGUUCAUCUCAAAUGCAAUGAGGAGGAAUCGCUUUGAUGAGAUAAGGGCCUCAGUCCAUCUGCUGGAGACCUCAAAGUCCACAAACGACCCUUUCUACGAAGCGCGGCCCAUCUUCAGUGCUCUGAAUGAGUCUUACAAAAUGAUGCCAUACUCAAAAUGGUCACCGGUUAACGAAAGCAUGAUAAAUUAUUACGGCAGGCAUGGUUGCAAGCAGUUCAUCGGGGCAAACCAAUCCGCUUUGGGUAUAAACAUCACCUACAGGGUACAUGUAUCAUAUGGAGCCCUAUUGCGGAGUGCACACACAUCUUCCUGAAACUGGUCUAGGACAGCACCCAAGUGUAGUCUAGCCGAACAAGCAGAAGUUCCUCCAGGAUGUACCAUUGUACAUGACAACCUUUUCACCUCACUUAGCCUCCUUGAUGAAAUGACAAAACGAGGUUAUGGAUGUGAAGAAGUUCAAAAAAAUACCUUUGCUGAAGCUCCGAGGUCCUUUCCCAACAGGGGGAAAAGGUACUGGUGUGGUGGAAGGAUAACCUUGUUGUAACCAUGGCAACCCAUGCUGUUGAGACACAUUCUUAGGUGCCCGUAAAAAGGUGGAACAAAGAGAAAAAAGCCUAUGACAAAGUUCCAUGUUUAUCCUCACAUGCAACCAAAACGUGGGGGGUGUGGAUCUGCAUGAUCUUCAGGUGUCAAGAUACAGGGCUACAAUAAGGUCAAAGAAUUGGUGGUUUCCAACCUUUUCUUGGUCCCUUCACAGCGCGGUGGUUGUUCCUCAGAGAUGUUGUUGGUAGUGAAUAUGACCUCCUGGCCUUUCAGCGAUCUGUGUCCCUGGGUCUCCUAAAAAGAUAUGGAAAAGCACCUCUUGGCCCUGGCAGAAGACGUUCGAUGGCAACAACUGUCACUCAGGAUUCUGCAAGAGGUGUGCCUCUCACAUCUAAUACUGUCUUGCUCAGUGGCCAUUGCUGUCGUGGUGCUAACCGCUUGGUACAUCAGAGAUUCUUUGAGAAUUGAUGACAUCGAUAAGAAGUACGUCCUCGUGACGGGGUGCGAUAGCGGCUUUGGAAAUCUCGUGGCCAGGCAGCUCGAUCGACAAGGUUUUCACGUAAUCGCCGCGUGUCUUACGGAACCUGGUUCCUCCAAACUGUCUGCCGAGGCCUCCCCCAGACUGAAGACGGUUCUGCUCAAUGUAACUGACAGCGCAAGCAUCGAGAAAGCGGUGGAGUUUGUGCGCCUCCAGACUGGAGAGCGAGGUCUAUGGGGUUUAAUUAAUAACGCAGGGAGAUCCAUCCCCAUUGGUCCGACAGAAUGGAUGCAGCUGGAGGACUUUAAGAAGGUUCUAGAUGUUAACCUGAUUGGCUUAAUCGACGUGACCCUGAAGUUCCUGCCACUCAUUAAAAAGGCUCAAGGGAGGGUAGUGAACGUCGCCAGUAUCCUGGGUAGACUGUCUCUGACUGGUGGAGGAUACUGUCUGUCAAAAUGGGGCGUGGAGGCGUUCUCAGACAGCCUAAGGAGGGACAUGCGGCACUUUGGCGUGAAAGUGAGUAUUAUUGAGCCCGGCUUCUUUAAGACACAGGUGACUGACCUGGGCCUCAUAGAGGCUGACCUCCAGAGGCUGUGGGACCGGCUGCCCGUGGAGGUCAGAAGGUCGUAUGGAGAAGAGUAUCUGAUGGAAUAUAUGAAGGCCCAGGCGUUCUCUAUGGGCAUACUGUGCAGCAAAGACAUCUCCAAGGUGACGGCCUGCAUGAGGCACGCUCUCUCGUCACGUUACCCGCGGACGAGGUACGGGGCAGGCUGGGACGCCAAGCUCCUGUGGAUCCCUCUCUCCUACAUGCCUUCUUUUGUGGCUGACUUCAUCAUCAGGGUUCUUCUGCCAGCGCCCAAAGGAAGCUGAACCCCCCACGCCACAGUCCAGGGUUCAAUUACAUUUCAGCCCAAAGUUAAAGCAGGAUCUGCUGUUAAAUGUAAUUAUUUCAGUUCGUUUUUUUUCAUAAAUGUAAUAAUUUCAUAAAUGUUCAUUAUUUCAACGGCCUUCUUGGUCAUGGAAAAUGAUUGAUGGUCUCUGGUUAAAGCACUGAAGUUCACUUUGAUGACUGAGUUGAAUCUUAAGAGUUCAUAUUAGUUUUGCUCAAAACUUCAUGGAUCAGUUAAAGAAAUAAACUAUGUGGUUCAUAGUAAUAGCCUUUUUUUCCUUUGCAUGUGACAGUCUGUUGUCGCAGUACUUCCUAAACUGAAAACACAUUUGAUUAUAUGUCUUAGCAUAUAAUCAGGGUUAGCAUAUGUCUUACCAUUUGGAAAGUAUCAUCAGAACAUUAAGACCAAAUUUUAUUCUGAAGUCUCCAGGAAUAUGAACAAAACGUACUGUAUUUUUUUCCAUGUUUUUCUCAUCAUGGUUUGUAGGAGUUUUUCAUUACAUGAAGUCACCGUGAGCCAAUUUCAAGACGUUUUGACAGAAAUUGUUUUUCUUUUCAUCAUGAAUUUCUUGGACUGAGCUAAGAUCGCAUCCAACCAAACCUCUCUACGCAUUUUACUCUUUACAUGAACAUACUCUUCAGUCUGAUCAAGUUUGAGACUAGGUUUACUGUGAAAGACUUUUUUUUUUCCAAAUGUUGUUGUAAAAUGCCUGCAAGCCAUGCAAAAUAUUAUGCAUGUUCAUAUUAUGACAUUGUUCACUCACCCUGUUAGAUGUGAUGUCAUGAGAAAAACAACAACAAACCAUUUAUAAAACAAGAGAUUUAUUUGAUUUUUCUUUCAGCAGCAUUGGUUUGUGUUCCAGUCCUUUACUAUCAACAAAAAUGUGGGCAUAUUCCGAAUCAUCAACAAAUUGAUACAUGUUUAUUUUCCUUUUCAUUAAUACAUAAAAAUCAUUCAAACCUGACUUCUCCUGUGGAUAUAAACGCUUUCAGUCCGUGGGCUUACAGCUCAAAAACAGAGUGUGGAGACAGAUCCAGCAGUAUAGUAGAGUCAUAGACAAGUCAUCUAUGCUAAAUCAUGGGCCCGUUCAAGUAUAUUUCCAAACAAGAGUUUACAAAAGGAUCAGUCUGUAUAAGCACUGGUCACUCCUGCUGUCCUGGGUGCAGGGCAGAACGGAAAAUACUGGAUUCUGCUUUUGUUUCAAACGUUUGAUUCAGGUCAUACUAUCUUUAAAAAAAAAAAA
Molecule: messenger RNA, 3642 nt
Organism: Chanos chanos (milkfish)
Lineage: Eukaryota; Metazoa; Chordata; Actinopteri; Gonorynchiformes; Chanidae
Gene: rdh1
Product: retinol dehydrogenase 1
Exons: 5
Coding region: 1336-2379 (347 amino acids)
Biological process (GO): steroid metabolic process
Cellular component (GO): intracellular membrane-bounded organelle
Molecular function (GO): oxidoreductase activity
Source: RefSeq, a predicted model, not a curated record